AAAAGCUGAGAAAGAGAGAGAGGAGAAGAGAGAAAGGAGGCGAAAGAAGAACCAAAGAAACAAGAUAAGCAGAGAGAGAGAGAGCUGCACAGAGAAGAAGCAGAGAAAGUUUCUUCUUCUUCUACCAAUAUUUUCUUCAUCUUCAAAACUUAAUAGUGAAAUCUGAAAUCCUGUAUCUAGUUAUAAUCAGAGAACAGAAUCAAAAUCUGUUGUUAUUUUUAUUGAACAGAGAUUUGGUUAAGAAUCUGGUGAAUUAUAGAUCAGAUUUGGUGAUUGUUGUAUUUGAGAUAUUUUGAUGAGAGAGAGCCAUGGAAAGAAACAGAGAACAAAGAAGAAUGGCAGCUACAAAUGGAUUAACAAGGCGUAGACAACAAAGAAGUAAUAGUUUAAGAGAUUCUCCUGACGAUGAUGAAACGGUAGAGCUACAAGAAACAGGAGCAGGAGGAGGAGGAGGGAGAUUAAGGGAUCGAGGAGGUGGAAAUAGCAGUUUAAAUAAUAAACAGAAAGAUAAAGAUCGAUUGAGUAGUAGAAGCAGUAGUAGUAGUAAAAGAAGAAGAGGGGGUGAAAGUAUUAAUAAUCAUAAUCAAAAUCAUAAUAUUAUUAAUAAUAAUCAUAAUAGAUUGAUGCAUGGAAGUAACAGGGAAGAUGGAGCUGAAGAAAGUACGGAAGAAAGCGUUGAUGAUGAUGAUGAUGAUGAUGAUGAAGAUGAAGAAGAUAAUACAGUUCUAACAGGAGGAGAUAGAGAUAGAGGUGAAAGAGAUAGAGGUAGUAGUGUAAGGAUGUUACCACCAAAUCAAGCUUCUUCAUCUUCAAAUCAUCAUAAUCACCACUCUAAUAAUAAUCAUCAUAAUAGUAAUAACAAUAAUCAUCAUAGGAAAGGAGGAUUUGGACCAGGGAAAGUAAUCCGAGCAGCACCACCGUUUAAAGCUGCUGAUGAAAUGAUCGGGAUUUCAGUACCUAGGAAAGCACGGUCAGCAUCUGUGAAAAGGUCACAUGAAUAUUGGAUUUCAGGUGGUGGUGGCGGCGGUGGAGGAGUUGGAGAAGCUUUGACUCAUCGACAAGCAUCUACUUCCCCGGCUAGACCUACUGUUGUUUCAGCUCCACCACCACCACCACCUCCUGUUUCACCACCAUCGUCUUCGAAUGUUUCUGUUCGUAAAAAGAUGAAACCAAUUGCUCCUAAGCAAAGACCACCAAAGAUAUCAAAAACAUCAACAGUACAAGAAGAAAUUGAGAUCGAAGUUGCAGAGGUUUUAUUUGGUUUGAUGAGACAAUCGCAGUGUUCUUCAUCGAAACAGGAAGCAACUAAUAUUUCUUCUUCACAUAAUAAGCAGCAAGAUACAAAUGGAUCAAGUAACGAUGCUAAAUCAAGGGUUUCUUCACCGAUUUCUGCUUCAGCUACCCAGCCUCUAGUUUACCCUACAGUUCCCAGUUCUUCGUCAAACACAUCAGCUGUACUUGCAGUUGCAGCACCGAAAAGGAAGAGACCAAGGCCGGUGAAAGUUGAAGAUGAAAAUUUAGCUGGAAGGAAUUUGUCAAACCCUUCUGCAACUUCAAUUGAGAAUGAACAAGCUGAAAGGGCUGAAGUCUCUUCGCCAAAGUUAAAGAAGAACCUCUCAGGAUCCACGAUUGAGAAUGGUGGGCUUUCUCUACAUAGAGGAAGCAGCUAUCAAAGUGGUUCUCUUCAAUUUGAGCCACACCCUGAAUUGACAAAAACUGAGAACAGUGUGAAGUCCGAUUCAAAGGCUUUGAAUGAAGAAGAAUCGAUAGGUCGUGAUAGCAAUCAUCAGAUCAAGGAGGAAACAUCUGUAUUAGCUAAAAGUGAAUCUCUCCUUAGCUCCAAAGUUCCUGAGGAUUUGAACACAAUUCCAAAGGUUUUUACGACUUCAAAGGUUGAAGUGCAGAAAGAAGGAAAAUUUGAAAUCGAUCUCAUGGCUCUUCCUAUGAAAUCAUCUCCCGAGAGAGAUGGCCCUAGUGAUUUUGCAUCAGAUCCUCGUCCAAUUCCUCCUGAUGUUAAUAUGUUGCACAAAAUAGAGCCUGUGGUGAAGGAUGGAGCAAUUGCCUCAGAAGUUAGUAAGCAAAAUGCUAAGGAUGUGGGAUUAGUAGAGAAGAAAGAGGAAAUGGCUGAAGAAUCCGUGUCUCAGAAGCAGAACUUUAUCAAGGAGAGGAUCUCUGACCUACAUCCUAAUUUUGAGAAGCAAGAGAUAGUUGGGAAUGCGAGUAAUCUCGCAUCUAGCAAACAGUAUCAAGAUAUUCUUAGGCUGCAGCAGCAAUUUAAAGCUCCUGCACAACCCAUGUCAAUGCCGCUGUCAUUGACUGUACCUGGCUGGUCAGGAGGGCCACGACCUGUGGGAUUUCCUAUUGGUCAAGUUCCGACUAUUCAAGGUGUUGUAUCUGUAGAUGAGGUCCCUGGAACUUUGAAUGUUGUGCAGCCGCCACAUUUUCCUCCAGCUCAACCUCGCCCGAAGAGGUGUGCCACACAUUGCUACAUUGCUCGAAAUAUCUACUACCACCAGCAGUUCACAAGGAUGAAUCAGCCUUAUUGGCCUCCUGGAACUGCUGCUUCUGCAUCUGUGUAUGGCUCCAAAUACAACCUUAACGGGCCACCAACAGAAACAGCAAUUGCCGGCAACCCAUUUCCUGGAGGCUUCCCUGGAAGGAGUUCGAACUUGGUCCAAGACAAAGGACAGGUUGUGACAGCUCUCUCCAGUCACUCUGGGAAGGACAAAAGCUCAGCUGGGACCAACACGAUGGACUCUGCUCAAAGGAAGCAGCUAGUAAUUCAGCAAGCACCCCAGCCAACUGCAUCUGGAAAUUUAGUGCAUGGCCCAGCCUUCAUCUUCCCCCUGGGUCAGCAGCAGUCUGCUGGCGCCCCUCGAUACGGGGAAGUCAAGUCUGCUUCAACUACUGGAAAUGCCGCCUCAUCCAUUUCAACUAGUUCAGUUCCAAAUGUUCAAGGGAAGAACUCUUCCUCAACUACAGGGGCUUCAACUGUGAGUUUUAACUACCCGAAUAUGCAACCAAAUGAAGCACAGCAGUACCUGGCAGUAUUGCAGAAUAGUGGCUAUCCAUUUCCUAUUCCAUCACAUGUUGGAACCCCUCCCUCUUAUAGAGGAGGAACUCAAGCUCAGGCAAUGCCAUUCUUCAAUGGGCCUUUCUAUUCACAGAUGCUCCAUCCUUCACAGAUUCAGCAGCAAUUACAGCAGCAGCAACAACACCAACAGCAGCAGCCAAACCAUCAACCACAGGCUGCAGCACAACAACAAGGUCAUCAAAAAGCAAGCACAUCAAGUGGUUCCUCUUCUUCGCAAAAGCAUCAGCCGCAGCAACAACAGCAACUACAACAGCAACAACUACAGCAGCAACAACAACAGCGAUUACAAGGUAGUAGCAGUGGGAUUGGUGGUGGUGGUGGUGGUGGUGGUGGAGCUGGAAACCCCCAGGGAUUUCCUGUUUCAAAGAGUCGGCCACAGCAGCACCAAAGUCAAAAUGUCCAGCCGCCUCGUCAAUCUCGCCAGCUUGAAUCUCAAACGGGCUCCGAGGAUGUCCCAUCAGCUGGUGAUAGUCGAGUUUCUCAUGCUCAGAAAGCUAUGUAUGGUCAGAAUUUCCCAAUGGCUAUGCACCUGCAGAACUUCUCCUUCAUGCCCGGUGCAGUAAUAGCUGGUGGUUCUAAUGGAAAUCCUGCUGAGAAACUGCAGCAAUCACAACAACCGGGCUCAAAGGGUGGAGUGGAGGUCAUCCAACCACAGCAGUCAUUCACCAUGUCCUUCCCAUCGUUUAAUGGAGCUGCUGCUACAGGCAUAGACUUCUCUUCGAUGCCCCAAAUUUUUCAAAGCCUACCCGAGGCUGCUAGAAAUGGUUACCAGGCAGCUGCUGCUGCUGCUGUGGCGGCUGCUCAGGCAGCUGCGUCUCAACAGAAGAAUCACCACAUUUCUGAAGAAGGGAAAAGUGCUAGUGACUCCAUGAAUACAGCUGAGGAUGAAAGGAAGGGCGGGAUUGGAAAAGGGGGUUCCACAAAUGUUGGGCAGUCCCUCGUCUUUUCAAGGCCGGAUUCUUCGGCUGCCGACAGACAUGUAUCAGCUUCCACUCUCGGUAGUAAUGUUAUGGACACCUCUGCUCGAACUUUAAACCUCAUAUCUCCUCCAUUAAAUAACAGCAGCAGUAACAAAUCUUCACAGGGAAAUUCCGCACCACCUACAGUGUCAACUACUGGUGCUACAACAAAUGUUAAUAUGGCAAAUUCCCAAAUUCAGAAGCAGCAAAAAGAAUUGAUUCAGAUACAAAUGCACCAGCAGAUGCAUAUACAACAACAGAUGUUCCAACAACAUCAUAUGCAAAAGCAACAUGAAAUGCAGAAGCAACACGAAAUACAGCAAGAAUUGGCAGCUCGGACAAAACAAUCAAAUAGUACUACCAGCUCUUCUGUGUACUCUGAAAGAACUUCGGCAUCCCCUUCCACCAUAUCCAGCAAGUUCCCCAAUUGUGUAUCUGUAUUUCCUCCAGGCCUUGUGCAAAGCAGCAGUAGCAGUCCUGUCCAUUCUCCACAAUGGAAGAAUUCUGCAAGGGCGACAUCCUCUUCAUCACCUUCUCUUGUCUCUACCACUACCACCACCACGGCCACCACCACUUCCCUUAAGAAUCUCCCUCAACAACAUCAAAGGCUUCCACAAGGACAUACGCAAAUAUCAUUUGGUAUGAACGCAAAAUCAGCUGCAACCGGGUCACAUGGUCAGCAGAUUUCAAAUAACAUUCAGUCUCCGUCAUCACCUGGUGUUGUUGGGUCUCCCCCACGUUCACACUCAAAAGGUACAGUUGGCAGCCCAAGGACGACUGCAGCCGGGAGUAAAGUGUGUACAGCAUCAGCAGCAGCGCCUUCAAUGUCGUCCCCUCAACUUAGUGGCAGCAAGAAUGCUCCUUCACCAGGUGGAGCGCCAAGCAGAAAGUCUUCUCCAGUGGGGGGAAGAAGUGCGCCACCAUCAAUUCUGGGUGGUGGUAAUCCUGGCUCUCACUCCGCCACUGCGGCAAAUUUAACUAAGCAGCAGCAGCAAUUUAUUCAGAAACAAAUGUUGCAGCAACAAGCACAGUUUUCAUUCUCUAAUCCGUACAUUCAAGCGCAAAAUCCUCAGCCAUCUUCCAGUGCUACUGGUACUACACAAUCAAAUUAUCAUCAAAGAGGGCAGCAACCUGAACAGCAGCAGCAGCAAAAACAACAGCAUCAGCAACCAAACAGUUCAGCUAGUACAACUUCCACUGGGCUGCUGACAAUGUGUUCUUCACUGUCGUUGGCGGGUGGUAACAGUACAGAUCCUACCAAAUCAGGUUCAGGAUCUGCUAGUAAUAAUUCACGGCAACACCAGGCAGCCCAAUUUGCUGCUGCCGCUCCAAACUCCCAUCCUUUCAUGCCGACGACAUUCCCCUAUGCCCAUGGGAUGCCAGCUUUACAAGUGAAAUCGGCUGGUGAACAGAAACAACCUGCUGGAAAUGACAAUUUACAUGCGUCCUGGCAGCCUGAGAAGAAAAGAUGAUAUGAUCAGGCGAGCAGAACCUGCAAGAUCGCAAAGAUUAAAAGACCAGAAUUCAAGGGGGUGAAGCUUUUUUGGCGCAACCUAACAAGAGUGCUGACCCUGCUUCCAAGUUCUGAAAUUUUUGCCCCUUGACUCCCUCAUGUGAUGGAGAACAGGAGGUAAGCAAGAGGUACUCUAUCCAUCUAUCACUUCCCUCUGUGGACCAGACUGAUCUGCCCUGCAUUUUCUGGUUAAUCGGAGAGCUGGCUUUAGCCCGCUUAAGAGGGAACAAAUUGUUUUGAUUGAUUUUUUCGAUGGAAGCGCUCGGAAAAGGCUGGGGUGGAGUUUGGCAGUAGUUACCGGCUGCUCUGAUUGGUCUCAUUAAAAAUGACUGCUAGACUCACACAGAUCCGUUGUAUUUUGGUUAAGUGGAUUGCUUGUUCUUUCUGUCAUUAAAGGUUUCUUUUCUGAAUAGAUCUAGGAGGACAAGGGAAAAAAAAUUGCUUUUCCACAAUUCACAGAAAGCUUUUUUAUGCUCACAAAAUUAUAUGCUCUUAUAUUUUGGUGUAAAUAUGUCUUUUGGCAUGCGCAGGGAUAGAGAAGAAAAAGAAACAGCAACGAAAAUCUCAUCUCUUUCUCCUUUUGUCUUGUUUGUGUCAUUGAUCUUUUACUGUUCUGUGGCC
This is a messenger RNA of Papaver somniferum (opium poppy), 6187 nucleotides long. RefSeq names its product protein TIME FOR COFFEE-like. Bases 309 to 5525 code for a protein of 1738 amino acids. The record is from RefSeq and is a predicted model, not a curated record. Gene Ontology annotation, biological process: regulation of circadian rhythm. Gene Ontology annotation, cellular component: nucleus. The transcript has 13 exons. Lineage: Eukaryota; Viridiplantae; Streptophyta; Magnoliopsida; Ranunculales; Papaveraceae.